Exaiptasia diaphana is the source of this 1780-nucleotide messenger RNA. RefSeq names its product inositol monophosphatase 1. Gene Ontology annotation, biological process: signal transduction; phosphatidylinositol phosphate biosynthetic process; inositol metabolic process. The record is from RefSeq and is a predicted model, not a curated record. NCBI's taxonomy places the organism in Eukaryota, Metazoa, Cnidaria, Anthozoa, Actiniaria, Aiptasiidae. The transcript has 8 exons. Gene Ontology annotation, molecular function: inositol monophosphate 1-phosphatase activity. Bases 32 to 868 code for a protein of 278 amino acids.
AUACCUGUGGAAAUUUUUUAUUCCAAGCAAAAUGGCGGAGGCAACACAGCUGCAAGAAUAUCUAGAUUCGGCUGUUGAUAUCGCAAGGAAAGCAGGAGAGGUGAUAAAUGAAGCUUUUCAUAAGGAAAAGAUAGUAUCGACGAAAGUUGUGGUGACGGACUUAGUGACGGAAACUGACCAAUAUGUCGAAAAACUUGUCAUUGGAACACUGAAAGAUAAAUACCCUACGCACAGUUUUAUAGGUGAAGAGUCUGUCUCWGCUGGUGAGCCAUGUAACCUUACAGACAAUCCCACAUGGAUCAUUGAUCCAAUWGAUGGAACUACAAGCUUUAUUCAUAGGUAUCCAUUAUUCUGCAUUAGUAUUGGUCUGUCAAUCAAUCGAGAGAUUCAUGUUGCUGUAGUAUAUAAYAGUGUAUUGGAUGAAAUGUAUACUGCUGUCAAAGGAAAAGGUGCAUAUUUAAAUGGGAGGAAAAUUUUGGCUACAGAUGUGACAGAAAUUGGCAAAUCUCUUAUUAUUACUGAGCUUGGAUACAAUAGAGAGAAGAGUAAGCUAGACCCUGUUUUCAAGAACCUUCGUUCCAUAUCAGAAGGACCAAAUGCAGCUCAUGGUGUCCGCUUUCAAGGCUCKGCGGCAUAUAACCUUUGCACUGUUGCACGUGGAGCUGCUGAGGCAUAUUAUGAAUUUGGYGUCCAUUGCUGGGAUAUUGCUGCAGGUAUACUCAUYUUGACGGAAGCUGGCGGUGUAGUUACAAGCCCAAGUGGUGGUCCUUUGGAUAUUAUGGCACGGUUUGUCAUGGGAGCUUGUACAGACACGUUAGCAAAGAGUAUUUGUCAAAAGCUUGAAGUUAUUGAACACCCUUCUGAUUAAUAAAAUAAUUUUAAUAUUAAUAAUUAUUAUAUUAUUAAUUUGUGCUCUCUAAAUUCCUGAUGUUAAUUUAUGUGAAAAAGCACAGGAAUCUAUCCUUAAUUACAUCGACUCAGAUCUAGGUUGACUUUUUAGAUGAACAUGAUACAAGGGGAAAAUCAAAUUGUUUUGAUUUAAAUUUCUGGCAACUUAAAAUCUCCUUUAAURGCUCAGAAAGAUCAACUCAAAUUUUAAUUUUKAGUUGAAUGAAUUAUAAGGCUUGUAGCUUGAAUGUUCAAGUACACAGCUCAAAAAGUCUAAUUUUAAAGCAAGGAGCUCAGCAAGGUCCAGAUUUUACCUUUCUAUACCCAGUAUUAUGUUGCACAACAAUAAUUAUGAGACAAUGUUUAAAAUGUUUUUUAUUAAAAUACUAUGUGAACAUAGGAAAAAUCAUAUAUGUAAUAAAUAAGUAUCUCUAUUUCURAUAGCAUUGAAUAAUUCAUGACUACUAUUCUUAAGUACAAACAAUGAUUUUUUUCAAUAGUUAUUUGUGUGGUAGGAACCAAGUAUUAUAAUUACAUUAGGUUUUAAUAUAUGAUUUUAAUUCAUUGCAAAUAGCUAAAUAAUUGARUAUUGUUAAGGAUCAUCAAAACUUUCAAAAAAGGCUCCUAGAACAGAAAAUCUUUUUUGAAAUGGCCUGGCUUUGCAGCUGUGUUUUCCAGUAAGUGUUUCUUCCUUAUUAGCAUUAGUGUUGCUUGAUUUUGUAUGUAAGAUAAUGUCUUCAUGUAUUUUGGUUUGUUGGUGUGCUUUACAGCAGUGUAUUGCACCUAUGUCGAUAGGAUGAGCCUCUGUGUUAAAUAUAUAACCACUACUUCCAAUAGCACAAGCGGGUGAUUUAGUUGCCCUGCUGGUGAAUAAAGAAUCCCUUGUUCCAUU